Porites evermanni is the source of this 998-nucleotide messenger RNA. The record is from the annotation of a GenBank genome assembly. Lineage: Eukaryota; Metazoa; Cnidaria; Anthozoa; Scleractinia; Poritidae.
UUGUUUCUUCUAGUCGAAACGUUGAUCACUAAUCCACUGCCAAGCCAAAUAACAGCCAUCAAAGGCGCGCGAAAAGAUCUUCAUUGUACCGUGCAGUCGGACCCUGCCAUAUCAGUCCACUGGCGCUGGACCAAGGAUGGAAGCCCAGUUGAUACGUCCCGGAUGACGCUACUCAAUGAUGGAACGCUCCGAAUUAACACCGUGCGGGAAAAUGACGCCGGGACUUACGUCUGUCGUGUAGAGUCUGUGGCGGGAAAUGCCACAACCAGCGGUACGCUAAGCGUACAAGGUGGGUACUUGUAUAUUGCUAGCAGUGCUCUUCCCUUUCUUAUGCUUGUGUACAGUUUUUUUAUGUUCAAAGGUGUUCUGCUGUUGUGCAGCGUAGACGGACAAAAUUUAUUUGUUAACAGGACAUCGGAUUUUGAUCCCGGGCCACAUGAGGCCAACACCGCGAUAACAAUCAGACCAUUGACGCGAAACCUUAGUCUGUAGAGUUUUACCUUCAGAAAGUGCAUUAGCGAAUGAAGCCUUGAAUGUCUUAACUCCCAUAGAGACGAUUUGCCUGAAAAUGUGGGCAAAACCACUGCUCAAAAAUGCAAAUAGUACUCCUCUGAUUGACUUGCGACGCUCAAAACCGCCUUUGUAUUUUUUUAAGCUCUCCAUUGACUGCUUUUUUUAUUUUUCCAGAAACACCACUUGCUCCCAGCACACCUGUAGUGAGUAACAUCCAGCCUACGUCAGUUCGUCUGUCCUGGUUUCCUCCGGGGUAUGAUGGAAACAGUCCCAUCAUAUCCUACGUUGUUGACGCCAAGGCGGGCUCUAAUCCUUGGCGCCAGCACGUUGACAACAUCAAUCCAUCUGACAGACAGAUGUCAAUCCUCGUGCGUAAUCUUCUACCCCACACUCAGUACCAGUUCCGUGUUAAAGCUGUGAAUCAAGUAGGGGUGGGUGCGGCGAGUGCGGCGUCUGGCAGUAUCAUGACCCUUAUAGCUGGUAAG